CAGAUAAACUUCUCUAAUCUCUCCCGCCACCCACCUCCUCUAAUCUCGCCUCUCAUCUCUCUCUCUAUCCUAAUCCUAUCUCUAUGUUCUGUCCUUAAUAUAAAGACAUUAACCUCAUUUCUUGUAAGCAAAAAAACAACAAAAACCAAAUAUGACCACUGUUGCUGUUGAUGAUACAUUCAAGAGACAAGGCUCUAUACCUUUUAGCUGGGAGAUCCGACCCGGUGUACCCAAAACCCAAGUUUCUCAACCCGAAAACGCACCUUUUCUUCAGCCUCCCAAGAAACUCUCUCCUCUCCGUUUAAAACCACGGUCUCACUCUCAGCCUCUUCUCCCGCCGGCGCUAUCUCCGCCGUCGUCUUCUUUCAUCUCCAAGAGCCGUUCAUCUCCCGUCACCCCUUCUUUUCCAACUCCGUCGAAGCUCAAACCGCCACCACCGUCGCAGUCUAGAUUAUACUCUCCGACACCUUCUUUCCGUUCAACCCCGCGCGCUUUCUCCGAGCGGUGGCGGCUCAACCGGGUCAGACCCGGAUCCGAGUCCGAGCCCAGACCCGGAUCCGAGUCCAAACCCAAGGAAGAUUUCGGUUUCGCCGGACUCGGGUGUUUUCCGACGCCGAAGUUUAGGUUGAGGAAGAAGAGCAAGACCGGUGGUCUGAGAAAAAUCCGGUCGGACCGUGAUUACUGCUACGAUAUGGAGACGAUGUCGCCGUGGACUGUUUCUCCGAGAUGGGACUCGCCGAAGUCGUCGUUCUCUUCGCUCCGAUUCUCGCCGCGACUCGCCAACGAAGCUGAGUGGGUUGGGCUUGGGCUAUUUUGAGCCCAUUUUUAAUGGGCCGAGAUUGGCUCUUUUUAGCCAUCCGGUUAAAGUAACUGUUUGGGAUAGCAUGUAAUCUAACACUAUUAAAAGGCCUAAAUCAAGCCAUCUCCCAUUGUCCACGUGGGCAAUUAUAUUUACCCAAUAGUAAUGCUCUAAUCUGCCACAUAGGAAACCAGGUGUGGUUUUGGUCUGAAAUUGGUAUCUGGUUUUGAUCUUUAUUUGGUUAAUUCUCAAUUUAGCUUUGGUUUUUGUUACGGAGAAAACAAGGAAGCAGUAGAUAUUUGCAUUCCUUUCGUCUUCCUGUCUCUCUCUUUCACCUAUUCCGUUUCAUCGAUUCAUUUAGCCACUCUCUGUGUAAUCAAUCUUUUGUUUUAUUGCAUUCAAUCCUUUGCAAUGGAUUCCUCCUUUCACCUUCUUCUACAUAGUUGUAUUUAUAGAUCUCUCCUCACAGAUUAUGUCUCCAUCAAACUCUUAAGAUUUUAUACUCUCUCAUACAUAUCGCGAUGGAUCCGAGUUGCAAUUCUUCAAUCCCCACCGGCGAGAAGACCAAGAAGAAGUUUGUCUCAUCCUCCGCGAAAUCUCAACAUGAUGGGAAAUCUUCUGAGUCCUCCGCCACUGCCUCCAAGCCUCAUGGCAAGGCUAAAUGUCAGAUGCCUUAAUCGCUCGGUAACUGCUUUUAGACAAGAUCCGAAGAGAUUCAGUUUUCAGCCCUCAGAGUUUUUCGAAGGCAACUGUGACGUGGCCGAGGAGAUGAUCUGUACGAUGUAGUUGGCCAUCUCAGGCUAAUUGAUGGCCAACAACACCCUAUACUCGAGACCUUUGAGGGGACAAUGAAAAGGGGAGUCUCCAUUCAUCUACAGCUUAAAGAACUUGCAGAGGACCUCUUAUAGACUACCAUGAGAUUACAUAAUACACUCUGUUUUUUCGUAUUUCUUUGUCACGAUGUGAAGAUAGUGGGCUCAUAAAAGACAUAAGUUAGUUUUGGGAGGCUUAAGCCAAUCUUGAUGAGUUUUAUGUUUUUAGCAAAGACAAACUAAUUGUCAUAAAUGAAAUAUAUGAAGGAGUUUCUCAUCAAGGAACGUCGACGUUGCCUUGGCAUCUCACCAAAAAGAACUGAUGAGCUUUGGAGAAACAUCAAAAUAAGAAGGGAAGCAAUAUUAAUCAUCAUGACGAGAUGAGAGAUACCAAUAAUAAUACCUCAAAUGGGCAAUGAGUUCAGUACCACCAGCCACAUUAGCAACAUCAAUGGUUUAUCUAUAUCUGGUUUUUGAGAUGCAGAAGUUGGUACGUCUUCAGUGUCUAUGAUGAUGAAAUGAUUCUGCAAUACAGAACAAGUCUAUGGGAGGACCAAAAAGGGCUCCAUCAGCAUGAGAUAUGGUGGAGAAAGAUCUUAGCUAGCCACAUAAGAGGCUGAAGAAAUAACAGAGAACACGUUAGCACGUUGACGAGCUAGGAAAUAUGGUUAGAAUGAAGGAGAAGACAUAAACAAACUUAUUGUUUACUGUCUGUUUGUUUGUUGCUUAAGUCUGACAAAAUGCAAUAUCAUUGUAAUGAACAAGCUUAGACUCAUGAAUAAGAGAACAUGUGUUCAAGAUUAGAAGAACAAAACAGAGAACUUCCAACGUUAAAAGUAAAACAUGUCAUCUUUUCAUGUUUCCAUAUACUUUAGUUUCAUG
This is a messenger RNA of Eruca vesicaria subsp. sativa (arugula), 2493 nucleotides long. The record is from the annotation of a GenBank genome assembly. Lineage: Eukaryota; Viridiplantae; Streptophyta; Magnoliopsida; Brassicales; Brassicaceae.